Messenger RNA from Lingula anatina, 3221 nucleotides. RefSeq lists its product as uncharacterized. Gene Ontology annotation, molecular function: protein binding. Lineage: Eukaryota; Metazoa; Brachiopoda; Lingulata; Lingulida; Lingulidae. The record is from RefSeq and is a predicted model, not a curated record.
UCCAUGUCUGCUCAAUAUUUUGUAAAUGGCAUUAAUAUAAUCAGCUCGAUCGCCGUAUUGAUGCGCCAUUUCACUUUCUCUUUCGAGUUUGUCUUCCUGGUAGCAGAGGGGAGUGAUCAAUAUCAAGAUAGGCUAAAUACUUACUGCCUAUGAACUUUACUUUUCACUCUAUCUCAUACCAUCAUUUAGAAUAACGGUUUGACGCAAAAUUUAAUUAAAAAAAUAAAAAUUAAACCCGAAAUAAAGCGACACAUCAACCGCCACUCAUCAAUGAAGUGACUCCUGUCUUGUUUUUGAAAGCCUGUUUACAUACGGGCACUUUCAAGUAUGGCCGCUUCCUUGGAGAGCGAAAUUUACAAUGAAGUUCGUAAACUAAGAAAGAAGCUGCGUCAGAUAGAAAAUCUCCAGAGAUUAGACAGAGAAUUGACUGAAGAGGAAGAAGUUAAGGUUUCCAAGAAACUGCCCAUAAGACUACAACUCCAAGAUUUAUUAUCUCAAAUCCCAGAAGAAGAUAUUCCACUUCACAGUAGAGCUGCCUCCAGUUCUGCUGUUAACAGUGCCACCUACAGUACAGCAGAGAGUAGUGUCAGUUGGAGCACUGCAGACAGCAGCACUAUAUCCAGCCCAGACACAGUGACUGCCAUAUCACCUGCUAGUGCCAGGACUGACACAGAGAGUGGGAAGGGGGUGGGUGGAGGGGCUGAAGUGAAGGAGGACGAGGAAAGAGAGAAUGAGAAAGUAACCACAGACAUGAAACCUAGUGAAAUCAAUGAUAGAGACAACAUGAAAAGAAAAAGUGACAGUCAAAACAUCCCAAAUGAAACCAUCUCGGAAUCUCAAAGAGCUCAGACAGUGCCAAAGAAAAAGUCCAAGAAAGCAGCCCACAAAGAACAUGAUGAGAAAGUUUUUAAGCUUCAGAAGGCAUGGAGACAGUCUGAGUUUGUGGUCAGUUGUCUGGAGGGUCACAAUGACCUGGUCAUUUCUGUGGCUCUAGAGAAAGACUGGCUGCUGUCUGGAAGUCGUGACACCACAAUGAAGUUAUGGGAAGGCAGUACAGGCAGGGAACUGUACAGUUUUGGUGGCCACACAGACAGCGUGACAGCAGUCCUCUUUAUUCCAAAGGAAGAUUGUGCUGAUUUAGCUGGCCAAUAUGAACUGGCCGAAGAUGACCGUCUGCUGGUCAGUGGGUCCAUGGACUGUGCCGUCAGACUGUGGUCACUUAAAACAGGUUGCAUGGUGAAGUCCAUCUACACCUAUAACCCUGUGACCUGCAUGACAUACUGUACGCCAGGCAGGCUACUGGUCACAGGCUCAAGUGGAGGCAAGGUGGAACUAUGGAGUCUUGCGACUGGAGAAAAUAUCUGUUCAUUGGUAGCUUUUGAUGAGGCUACAACGUGUCUUAGGAUGGAUGAUGACAAAAUUUACAGUGCCUCAGCAGAUGGAUUCAUCAAAAUUUUCACCAUCAAAGAUGGAAAACUAAGUCUUCUUUUUGAGUCAGAAGAUGUUAAAGGAGUCAAUGGAGAAGACUUGCUGUUAAGACACAUUCGUUCCCUAUCAACCAGUAAAGAUACAAUAUACUAUGGGGAUGAUGGGAGUAACCUCAAGGUGCUAAGUUGGAAACAAGGUAUUGUCCACAAGUUAAAGAAUCAUGUCUGUGAGUUUGGGUCUACAGAUGCCGUGGCAGUUCUGGAGGACCAGGUGCUGCUGACAGCAGGGUUUGAUCUAGAUAAUGGAUGUGGGUAUUUUAAUGUGAGAAGUUUACCAGAAGAGCAGUAUCUGUCCACUGUGAGUAGUGCAGACACAGGCCGGAUGAUGUGUCUACAGUGUACACGCCUUCCUCAUGGUGCAGUGAGAGUGGCCACUGGAGGAACUGAGCUGAAAAUUUGGGAACAAGUAAAGACAGGAAUGAAAAUUUCCAGUCCCCUUCCUGUGAAUGGCGCCAUAGUCACCAGCCAUUAUAACCCUAAGUACACCUCUUCCCCACAGAAUUCCGAUAUCGACUCUGACACCGAGACAGAUGAUGAGGGAUCAACAGGUCUCUGGGCACGCUUCACAGGCAGCAGUGGAAGGGCAGGAACCAGAGGCCAGCCUCACAGAGAGUCUGAUACAGAGGAGGACCUGGACCAGCCUAGACGGUGGUGUCGUCUGCUAUGAUUGGCCAUUUUGGAAAGCAUUUAUCAUGACUAGACAUCCUUAAUAUUUAGAAUUUUUGCAUUUUUAUUUUUAUGCCAUUUGUUUUUUUGACCACCACAUUUAAUAAUUGUUCAGUGAAAGAAUAAGGUACCUUUAUGGACAGAAUUUUGAGUAUACUUAUUAUCAAAGUAUAAAAGAUAACAGGAUUUUCCCUUAUUAUUUAACUGUUGGUGUAUAUACAGUAGAUCAACAGGACAGUGGAAUUUGAUUUUUUUUUUCUUUUGAUACAAUUUUUUUCAAAAACAAAAUGAAACAAAAGAAAACAAAAACAGGCAGAUCAGGUUGAGGAACAAUUAUUGUUUAUGUCAUAUAUUAUUAUGCAUUAGUUACUAUAUUAGAUCUUGCAUACCGACAUGCCAACCAAAAACAACCCUAGAAACCCUGGCAAACAAAAUAAAUGUAACAGCUUCUGUGAAACAUGGCACAAAUGUGGCCAAGGUUUUAUGAUGGCAGUAUUCCAAUCAACUUCCUUUGAAAAGUUAAGUAAUAAGUUAAUAAUGUUACAGUCUCUUAUGCUGAACUUAGUAAAUGGAAGGUGCAUCUUCAUCAAGUGAAAAUGUAACUUUAAGAUCCAAGAAUUAUGUCUAACUUGGAACUAGGGCUUAAUAUAAAGAAUGUGUAAUUGUCUAUUUCAGGCUGCAUGAAAUUAGUAGGAAAAGGUCAUUAGUAUCACCAUUUUAUAUUAAACACUGAUCAUAGACAAAAGCCUGUAACCAUAUAAAGGGCUUCUGUCUAUGACUAUUGAUCAAAUAAAGAAGGAUAAAGUAUUUAUGAUCUUCUUUGACAAUACUAUAUAAAUAUAUAUAGUUAUGAAAAACAAGGUGGCACAAAAGUUUGCAAUUAAUUAGGGAUAAGAAAUGCAUGUAAUGAGGCAAAGCAUCACUCAAACAAUAGAUAUAAAAAUGCAUUGCAUUAAUGAAAUGAGUGAUGACAAUGUAACAGUGUAUUUUCACUGAAUGUGACAUACUGGGGAGGAUUUUUUUGGUUGUAAGAAAAGCAAGAAAAUGCAAAUAAAAUGGUAACCUACA